AUGAGAUCCUCGACAACACUCGCCACGGUGCUGGGCCUCGGCUCUACUGUGAUAGCACAGUCAUCGAUAGCGAGAACGUGUCCAGAGUCCGAUGUCUGUUAUAGCCUCAAUAUACCGCAGUCGACAGUGCAGUCCAAUUCUCAAGGCGACAUAUACUUCCAACUAUCCGCACCGAUCAAAUAUCAAUGGGUCGCACUGGGACAAGGGUCAAGAAUGUCUGGUUCGAACAUCUUCGUCAUGUACACCUCGGCAGAUGGUCAGAAUGUUACCGUCUCUCCUCGUCUGGGAACAGGACAUGUGCAGCCACAGCAUGCUACGGAUGCUCAGGUUGAACUACUAGCAGGCUCGGGCGUUGCAGAUGGAAUGAUGACUGCAAAUGUGAAGUGUAGUAAUUGUAACUCGUGGUCGGGUGGCACGAUGGACUUCACCGCUCAGUCUGCAAACUGGAUAUACGCCUACAGGACUGGUGAUGCGCUCGAUUCCGAUGAUCUUGAGGAGAAUAUAUCGCAACAUCAGAAGUAUGCAUCCUUCAGGUGGUCGCUUGCCGAUGCGCAAGGCGGCGACAAUACCAACCCUUUCGUUGCAGCUGCAGUAGCAGACUCUCCGACAGCAUCUGUCGGAUCCAGCGCCAGUCCUACUGCAUCAACAACGACUCGACCUACCAGCAGUGGUGACAUGGGCUCAUCCUCUGAUACGACGUUCCUCGGCGCAAGCGCUCCCUUUGGUGGAAACUCAAACUACGGCGACACGCUCACCACCGCUCAUGGUACACUAGCUUCACUUGCUUUCGUAGCUCUCUUUCCUGCAGGAGCGAUUUUGAUCCGGGUAGCAAACUUCGCGGGACUGGUCUGGCUUCAUGCCGCCAUACAGACAGUGGGCUUCUUGCUGUUCAUCGCCGCAUUCGGACUCGGCAUCUACAUUGCCACCCAGCUGAGUCUGCUGGGCAGCUAUCACCCCAUCAUCGGGAUUGUACUCUUUGUCGUCUUGUUCUCUCAGCCUGUGACCGGACUUCUCCACCACAAGAUGUUCAAGACACAUGGCGGCAGGGGAAUCUUCAGCUUCGUGCAUUUGGGCAUCGGACGUGUUGUCAUCUUGCUCGGACUCAUCAACGGAGGUCUGGGACUGAUGCUUGCAGACGCUACGACGGGCGAGAAGACUGCUUACGCGGUAUGCGCGGCAGUGGUCGGUGUGAUGUAUAUUGCUGCCGCAGUGUUUGGAGAGGUGAGAAUGUCCAAGAGGAAAGCAGCGGGCAGCGCUGGAGGGUCGACGUUUAGCGAGAGUAAGAAGGGACACCAACAGCUGGGAAGCGCAGCUGAUGGAGGAGAUGGCAUUCAUAUGUCGCAGGUUCCCAAGGGAAGAUGA
Molecule: messenger RNA, 1362 nt
Organism: Sphaerulina musiva SO2202
Lineage: Eukaryota; Fungi; Ascomycota; Dothideomycetes; Mycosphaerellales; Mycosphaerellaceae
Product: CBD9-like protein
Exons: 3
Coding region: 1-1362 (453 amino acids)
Source: RefSeq, a predicted model, not a curated record